AUGCAGUACGCUGCAGAGUCCCUGUCUGCCAAAGCCUUCCUCGACUCCGUUGAUGCAUUGGUCUCCACGUUGCAGCCGCUGACUGCCGCCUUGCCGGAUGUUGAUAAAGAGGCCGUGGAGGGUCUUGUCAACAGCACAAGAGAUCUACAGAAGAUCUUCGCAGAGAUCGAGCUUGCCGUGCAAAGUGUUCAAAGCUUGUUCGAG
Molecule: messenger RNA, 204 nt
Organism: Symbiodinium pilosum
Lineage: Eukaryota; Dinophyceae; Suessiales; Symbiodiniaceae
Source: the annotation of a GenBank genome assembly